AGAUAAACUCACAUAUUAACUAACAAAAAUGUAAUUUGUAAGUAAGUUAUUGUAGAAAGUAAAAUAAAAUAGUUCAAAAAGUGAUCGCUUGUAAAAGGGCCUUAACACAGAUCAUAUGGUAUGGAAGGUCAUUGUUGACUAAUGAGAUGUCAGUUUAAUAUAAAAAAUAAUAUUUGUUCAAAUUCCAAAUAAAAUAAAUAAAUUAUAGGGGAAAACCCGUAAAUAAUGCUUUUUUAUUGUGAGUUGUUUGCGAUGAAAUUGAGUAAUUUCUAAGUGGAGGUCAUUUCAAACUAUUUCUAUAUUUAUCAAAACUGGGGAAAUAAAAGGAGUAUGGUUAUCAUGGAGGGCUACUUUUCCCAAAAUCAGAUCGGAGAACUAUCCAUGACUAUAGAUCGUCUUCAUUUAAGUUAUCUUAAUAUGGAAGAGAGCCCAGAGAAACUUGAUCAUAGAGCUAAAUUGGAAGAUGCAAUUGUGGAGUUUUUGAGUGCAGUAGGACACAACCAGAAGUUCUUAUUGAGAGAAACAGAGGAAGUUCUUUAUCGUUCAGCUGCGCACAAGAAGGGGUUCAGUGGUUACAAAGCAGCAACAGGUUGGAACGCCUUACAGGUCUACGCCGGGAAUUUGCUGGUACAACCGUGGAGACGAGAGUACCGACAGAUAAAAACAUACUGUGGGUUCUAUAAACAUCAAAUUGAAGCCAAUCUUCUGGGAGCUGAGAGAAUGUUUGAGUCAAUGGGUUACAGACACAUAGGAAAUGGAAUUCUAGCUUUGGAAGGUCCGGUGUGUCCGGAUGAAGUAGCUAAUGUGUCACGGGAUUGUUUGGUUGCAUAUGUAGAAUGUCAGAUUCUGAAACACAUUUGGGAAGAAGUAUCAAUACUGGCUAAUAUUAGUUGGUUGGAUAUAUUAGAGUAUCGCAGGAGUUACUCAGGGAAUCCAGAUCAGUGUAUAAGGAAUUUGAAAUAUAGGUUUCGACCAGAGACUGUGAAAGAACAGGAUGUUUUCCAUCCCACUUCACCAAGUACACAGUUGGGUAUUCCACCUGCCUACAAUUAUGUGAAUUCACCUACUCAUCAUAGGCAUACUGUACCAGUACAGCAAGUACCACUCUGCUGUCCAGCGGCGUACGUACCUUAUGGUUACGUCCCCUGCUCCGCACACAUCCCCAUCGUAAACCAACCGGUCCACCAACCCAUGGUGCCCAACGGGUACUUUUACGGUAACACGGUACCGCCCAUGGCACCCAUGUACUCGGUACCCACUGGUCAGUUGAUCGAACUGGAUGGUAGAAACGAAUUUGACACGGUAGAUGGCGCUAGCGGCUGGAAAAACAGGCGGUCCAGAACGAAUUCCGCCGUCACUGUGGAACCGGACGUGUUAAGGAACGGGGACAUGGUCAAGAACGGGUUUGAACAUGUUUCUGAGGAUAAACAUGCCGCGGGGAAUGAUUGGGAUUAUGUGUAUAGGGAUUUAGAGAAACAAGGUUAUAGUAAAGACUUAGGUGAGAGAGGUGAUGUUCUUGCUAAUGCUACUGAUAAGCAAAGAAAAUACACUAGAGAGCCCAGGAAAAUGAAAAUAACAAACUUGGACGAAGCCAUGAACAAUCUAGCGAUCGCUGACCGACCUUUGAAGAUCACAGAAGCUUUGGAGAAGAUGGAACAGAAGUCUGUUGAAAAAGUUACUACACCCAGAGAAAGAAGACACUCGCAUGGCAGUUUCUACGAAAACGUGUCGUCUAGUGAAACUGCUACAAAACCUUCGAAUUUAAAACCAACGCAAAGUAGUUCUGUCCAGUCUAAAACUCUUCCAAAAGAAAAGCCGGAAAAACACAAUCCAAUCAUAGCUAAUGCAGCCGAAAGUACCAUUGUAAAAGAGAAACCCUCGGUUCCUAAAUGGGAAUGCAAAUCUUGCACGUACCUGAACAACAUGUCCAAAGACAUCUGCGAAAUAUGCAGCAAAAGUCGCAAAAUCUCCCAAGAUAAACCUAUCGAAGUGGGCGGUGCCGAAUGCUCGAAAUGCACUCUGGUGAAUCCCAAAAGCGCUAAAAUUUGUCAAGCUUGCGGCUGCAGCCUCAAGGACUCCCCCACGUACAUUUGAGUCAUGUGCAACAGACUGAAACCGCAAAAUUUCUACAGGAAAAAGCACAAGAGUUGUUAGAGUGGUAAGAGACUAUAUACAGGGUGGUCCGAACUGUAUUCCGGAAACUUCGGCAACAUAUUCUGCAAAUAAAAAUAA
Sitophilus oryzae (rice weevil) is the source of this 2232-nucleotide messenger RNA. It is a transcript of the gene tamo, whose product is annotated as protein tamozhennic. The transcript is spliced from 9 exons. The coding region runs from base 331 to 2094 and encodes 587 amino acids. NCBI's taxonomy places the organism in Eukaryota, Metazoa, Arthropoda, Insecta, Coleoptera, Curculionidae. The record is from RefSeq and is a predicted model, not a curated record. Gene Ontology annotation, cellular component: cytoplasm.